Messenger RNA from Bolinopsis microptera, 5927 nucleotides. Its product is annotated as serine/threonine-protein kinase MRCK alpha-like. Gene Ontology annotation, molecular function: protein serine/threonine kinase activity; ATP binding. Gene Ontology annotation, cellular component: cytoskeleton; cytoplasm. The record is from RefSeq and is a predicted model, not a curated record. Lineage: Eukaryota; Metazoa; Ctenophora; Tentaculata; Lobata; Bolinopsidae. Gene Ontology annotation, biological process: actomyosin structure organization; peptidyl-threonine phosphorylation.
UAUCAAUCGAGACACUACUGGAUGUGUUUCUGUUACUCUUCAGGGAAUGCGAGGGUAACAUCAAGAAUGACAAGAACAUGGAGAUAUUUGUGCAGAACAUGAAACCAUUCUACGAUAAAAUCACGAAGCACUGUUUCUGUCAGGCUGAUUUCGAUACCUUGGCUGUCAUUGGAAGAGGUGCAUUUGGAGAGGUCCGUGUGGUGCGAAUGAAGACCAGCCAGAAGAUCUAUGCGAUGAAAGUGCUGAACAAGUGGGAGAUGUUGCGCCGUGAACAGUCUGCUUGCUUUAAAGAAGAGAGGGACGUACUGGUGUUCGGUGAUAGGAACUGGAUUACUCAACUACACUACACAUUCCAAGAUGAAACCAACCUGUAUCUUGUAAUGGAUUACUAUUCGGGAGGAGAUCUCAUGACGGUACUCACAAUUGACGACGUGUUUGACGAAGAUAUGACCCGGUUUUACAUAGCUGAGAUUAUAUUGGCAUUAGAUUCCAUGCACAAACUGGAGUACAUUCACAGAGACGUCAAGCCUGACAAUAUACUAACAGACGUGAACGGACACAUCCGACUAGCAGACUUUGGGUCCUGCCUGAAACUCCGGUCAGAUGGUAUGGCUCAGUGUAACCACGCAGUGGGUACACCUGACUACAUAGCUCCAGAGAUCUUACAGGCCCAAGAGGAUGGUAAGGGAUGUUAUGGUAUAGAAUGCGACUGGUGGUCCCUGGGUAUUGUAAUGUAUGAGAUGCUGUAUGGUGAGACUCCCUUCUAUGCUGAGUCCCUUGUCGAGACUUACGGCAAAAUCAUGAACCACAGGUCCAAGUUAGAUUUCCCGGACGAUGUGGAAUUGUCAGCGGACGCUAUAGAUCUGAUGAGGAGACUUAUCUGUGAUAAGGAUGUGAGGUUGGGUAGAACGGGUAUCUGGGAGUUCAAGCAGCACCCUUUCUUUGUGGGUAUCGACUGGGACAACAUCAGAAACACGGUUCCACCGUAUGUUCCGGAAGUUACGGGCGAGACUGACACUUCUAACUUUGACGAGAUAGAUCCUAACGCUAAACUCCCGGAAAGUCAACCACCCCAUAGUCACGCUGCCUUCAAGGGGCACCACCUUCCAUUCGCGGGCUGGACUUUCUCUAAUAACAGCCUGCUAGCAGACACAGCAACAUUAGGAGCUGGAGAUGGCAGUCCAACUACCACUGUUGUAGACGGUACUCCUGAUCCUCGUAUCAAGACAUUGGAAAGUGAAAACUUCAAUCUCAAGAAAGUCUUAGAAGAUCUGAAGAAGGGGGCUAAGCAAAAUGAAUCAGCCAACUCUGAGAACACGUCUAUAAAAAACAAGCUUGAAAAAGUAAAACAAGAAAGAGAUUCUUUAGCCAAGGAAAUCGACGAGCUUCAGGGCCGAGUUUCUGCUCAACAAAGGGAACUGAAAGAAUCAGAAGCAGCACGUAAAGCAGUGUGUAUGGACAGCAGUGAGAUUGAACUGAGCUUGGAGGAGAGAACAAACGAAGUUAACAGGAUGAGCAGAUCCAUCAGAGAGAAGGAGGAUGAACUCGAAACGGCGACAUGUCGAAUAGACAUCUUGAAAAGAGGUAUCCGAGAGAUGGAAAAAGCAAAAUCUGACCUAGAGAUAGAGUUAGCGGAAGUGACCAGCAGUCUUGUAAAGGAGAAGAAGAUUUCGCAACGAGCAGAAGAAACGAUAGCGGAACUACAGGAGGACAUAGCACAGAGCCAGUCUAGUCGGAGAGGAAGCAAUUCACAAGAUGCAGACAGGCUCAAACAGACUAUGGAGAUUAUGAAGAGUGAUCAUGCAGAAGCGUUAGCCCAAGAAACCCAAAGAACGCAAGUUCUGACCGACAAACUCACCUCAAGUUUAGCCGAAAGGAGAGAUCUUGAGGCGGAAUUAGACACGCUCAAAUUUAAGUGCGCUGAGGCCGUUUCUAAACGAACUGAGCUGGAGGACGUUCUGUCAGAGCUCGAGAAAAAGUUCGGCAAAGAAAAAGCUCUGCUCCAACAAGACGCAACGGACGCAAAGAGAAAGUGCGAAGAGUUGGAGAAAUUGUUAGAGAAAGAGAAAGCGAAAGCGAAAGUGGUAGCAGCCACUCCUGACCCUCAGCUAGAGAAACUUCAGGGUAAAGUGACUGAAGCUAUGAAAUGGCUUGAGGACGAACGGGAAGCUAGAUCUUAUCUUCAUACCCUUGCUAACAAGAUGCACGAGGAACUGGACGGAAUGAAGACUGCGACCAUCCGGAAGUCAGACUGGCAGCAUCGGCGACACCAGAAAGCGGAGAAGAAGGAACUUUUAGCACUCCAAUCAGAGCUGAAGAGUGAGAUAGACGGUAAAAAUCAGGCGCUUCAAGACGUGCGGGAUCUCAAGUUGGAGGCUGAAUCUAAGAGCCGAUCAAUAGCGGCUCUAUCUGACGAGAACGACCUGCUGCGAGAAGAGGUGGAGUUACUAAACCAGAAGGUUCAACAACUGGGCUCUCAGGUUUCUACCGGUAGAGCCAGUCUUAAGGACUACAAUUCUCGUAACAGUUCGGACGGUCUCAGUGUCCAGAGCGGUUCCCCCCGGUUCCUCAGUGCGCGGCAAUCCUACGACGAGCCCGGCGGAGAGAAGGUCCCCCACAAGUUCGUGAUGAAGACGUUUGGAGCGCUGACAAAGUGUUUACAUUGCACCGCUGUGUUACACGGGGUGGUCAGACAGGGCAUGUACUGUGAAGUGUGUCAGUUAGCAUGUCACCAGGCCUGCUCCGAACGGGCCCUACACACGUGUCACGGUACACUUGUCACUGAGGAGUCACCCAGACGUCCUGACCCAUCUGGAUAUGGCACUGCUAUAGAGGGCUGGGUUAAGGUGCCUCGUCCCGGAGGUGUAAAGAAGGGCUGGGUAAAACAAUACGUCACCUUGUGUUCUUACAAACUCUUGUUUUAUGACGAGGAUCCUGAUAGACGAGAUCAACCUAACACUGUUACUAAAACUCUCAUCAAUAUUGGAGACCCUGGGUUCCAAUGUCAGACAGUUUUAUCAGCGGAUGUGAUACACGCCUCCGCCGGCACCAUACCCCUCAUAUUUAAAGUAUCCCAGACUCUCCUGUGUGACCCCAACAAACCUUUCACGCUGUUGAUAAUGUGUCAAGAUGAGUUGGAGAAGAACCGUUGGGUUAAAGUAAUAAACGAUGUCAGGACCAAGAUCCCCAAAACAGAUCCGCUCGUCUUCAAACCAGCGGUUCUUUACAAUACCAACCAGUUGGUGCUGUUAAAGACGAUGUUGUGCGCGACGGUGCUGGAUCAAGCCAGACUGCUCCUGGGAGCGGAGGACGGGCUCUAUAUUGCCAAUUUGGUAGAUAACAGUGUGGAGAAGGUGUUAGAUAUGAAGAAAGUGGUAAGAGUUGACCUGGUGGAAAAUGACGAGCUUCUCGUCAUCAUGUCGGGCAAACAGCCGAUGAUAAAACUAUUGCCACGCUCAGCGAUUUCCAGUACUGAUCAGGGUAGUGACGAUAAUGAGAUGAUCAAGAUACCCGAGACCAAAGGUGUACAUAUGUUUCACACUGGAACUACUAAAGCCGGAGGGCACUCCCUCCUCUGUGUAGCUAACAAGAGAAGGGUUAUUAUUUACGAGUUUACUAAAAUCAAAGGGGUUUUCAACAACCGUAAAAUCCGAGAGUACGAGCUGCCCAACACUUGCCAGUGGAUUGGCAACUUCUCCACUACCCUUGGCUGUGGUUUUGUCAGCGGAUACUCCCUCUUCGACCUCCAGGACCCCACGCUGCCUCCCACUAUACUGCCUGAUCAAGAGGAUAAGACACUCGCCUUUAUCAGACUCAAUGCCCUGUACGCUCUAGCUUGUAUUGAAGUGGAGUAUAAGCGGGAAUACCUUCUCUGUUUUAACAUGUUGGGAGUGUACGUGUUAAACACAGGACACAGGUCCAGAAAGCAGGAGUUAAUGUGGAGUUCCCCUCCUAAUAAAGUAGCUUACACUCAACCCUACCUGCUGUCAUACUGCCAACACUGUGUUGAUGUUUACGACGUCAGAACCACCGAAUGGGUACAAACACUACCUCUCCAAACACUGGCUGGUUCACCCUUCAACUUCCUGGGUACUCUCUCCAUCGCUCAAAUUGAGGGGCAACCAACUCUGCUGUUAUGGAGGGAUGUUCGAUUGGAAGAGCAAGAGCAACCUGUCAUCCUUGGAGGCAUCAGAAGACGAGAAAAUGCAUCCGUUAAAAUCAAAUCGACCGUGUCCCGCCCCUCUAACCGGCAGAGCCGAAUAUUCAGCAUCAACAGUAUGAAGCAAGCCUCACAACCACUCAGAAAUAGGUUGGAAAAGAUUGAGAUAUCUCAGCCGAGUAACUUUAAUCACGUGACCCACAUGGGACCAUGUGAUGGCAGUAAAAUUCUACUGGACAUACCCCAGGCGCAACAAGACCCAGCUCUAAGAAGGACUAUGACUGCAGCAGCCAGCUUCAACAAGCUUCCUAGCCCUUCCCGGUCUAACGACUCCGGUAUAGAGUCGGGAGGAAGGAUGGAACGAGCGGCUAGUUCAGUAACUGAUCUACAAAACUUCCGGUACAAGCCGCGUGACCCCCUGCCACCUCGAGACUUGUCCACUAGGGACUCUCUCCGGAGUAUACCGUCGCGUGACGUAACGCGUGAUUCACGUGACGUCACGCGUGAUUCAUUAGUGCCACGUGACAAACAACAACAAAGUACUCGCGAUAAUAUUGGUGAUACAAGCCCAGUUGACGGCUCUAUAAGCCCCCAGGGCACUUCCUUGCGGAACUCAGUACUCGGGGGUUUCUCUGAAGAACAGUUAGCGUUUCUAAAAAUUAUGGAUGAAAAACAAUAACGUAGCGGUCACUCCAGCAGUCGCCAGCCAACUCAGCGGUCAUCACCUAGAUGGUGGUGGUCACCAUGGUGAUGGUGGUGGUCACCUACGUGUCAUUUGUGCAGCCUCCACCGUGAGACACUUUGAUCCGAGUGGAUUCAAUUUUCUGCGGUGCUUGUUGAGCUUCAAUCAUUAGGACUAAUAAAAACGAUGCCGAAUGGCUUGGUCGAGACUCGAGGGUCGUAUCAAUUAGGAAAAUUCAAGACAAUCGCUAUCCGUAUCGAUCUGCAAGAUGAAUUAUUAUUUUUAUGUUGCGUUCUUUUAUUUUUAGUUUUACAUAUUAUAUUAUACUGUUUUCUGCUGUAAAAAGUUAUUGAUAACCUCUUGUACUUAGAGCAUUGCUUGACAUUGAUGAUGUGGUUGGAGCAGGAAGAUUGAACUUGUUACAAGUGCCAGAUCCUUGCCUCAUGAUUUUACAAAUACUUGAAUACAUUAUACUUAAGUAUAAGUAUAUACAUUAUACUUAUACUUAAGUAUAAGUUAUAAAUACAUUAUACUUAAGUAUCUUAUUUAGUAAUCACAAUUAAUUAAGUUAUUGAAAUUGAUUAAUCGAUUAUUCGUUCAAAAAGUUGUCCUAGCAGCUUUAGGAAGCUGUAUGCUUGCAUUUAAUGCACGAAUGUCCAUAAACGUACAUUUCUGGAUUUAAUAAGAUGUUAAUCUUUUUACUGUUCUGAUCAGCUUAAGAAUUAAACAUGAAAAUGUUACCUGACAACUAAGUUAUCAUGGGGUAUGUAUCUGCCAUAUAAGCCGGUAAGGAUUGGGUUUAUUAAGAUUUCCAUCAAGCUCCACAUUAAUUUAACUAAUUAAUCAACUAGUUAAUUAGUUAAUUAAUCAAGCUCAAUAAUUAUAAAUUACUGUUCUCUAAAAUAUCCGGUAUUUUAACUUCCAUUUCGUUCAAUGAUAAUCGCAUGUUAUGAAUUAUGUGUAAAGAUUUCCGUUAUUAACCUUCUUUUUAUUUUUAGAACUCAUCUCUAGCAAUAUAAUUCAAAUUAACACUAAUGUGAACUAGUUAACAUGAAUUUGUUAAUUAACAUAACUGCGAUUCCUUUU